GUGGCGAUGGUUUUCACACACGCCGACGUCGACGCGAAGCCGCUUGUGGGAAACCCGUAACACGUCUGCGAGACCUACUGUUGCUUUUACUCGACGUUGCACUCUCCUCUUAUAAAAUCUAGCACAAAGAUAGCGCCAUUCAGAUUGAUGUGCGAUGGUUCAAAGCAGUUUGAUGAGCAGUGCGGAGGACGUGGCGGAUCAGUUCCUGCGGGUGACAAAGCAGUACCUGCCUCAUGUAGCACGCCUCUGCCUGAUCAGCACCUUCCUGGAAGAUGGCAUCCGCAUGUGGUUUCAGUGGAGUGAGCAGAAGGACUACAUCGAGAGCUCGUGGGGAUGCGGCGCCUUCCUGGCCACACUCUUCGUCUUAAUAAACCUACUGGGGCAGCUGGGUGGAUGCAUACUGAUCCUUAGCAGAAAUUUUGUGCAGUAUGCCUGCUUUGGGUUGUUCGGAAUCAUUGGCCUCCAGACUAUUGCUUACAGCAUUUUGUGGGACCCAAAGUUUUUGAUGAGGAACUUGGCCCUGGGGGGCGGCCUGCUGCUGCUACUGGCUGAGUCGCGCUCGGAGGGGCGGAGCAUGUUCGCCGGGGUGCCCACCAUGCGGGAGAGCUCCCCUAAGCAGUACAUGCAGCUUGGAGGUCGCGUGCUGUUGGUUCUCAUGUUUAUGACCCUGCUGCACUUCGACGCCAACUUCCUCUCUAUCUUACAGAACUUAGUGGGCACCGCCCUCAUAAUUCUGGUUGCCAUCGGCUUCAAGACCAAACUGGCCGCCCUCACUCUGGUUGUCUGGCUCUUGAUCAUCAACUUCUCCUUCAAUGCCUUCUGGACCAUCCCAACCUACAAGCCUAUGCAUGACUUCCUCAAGUAUGACUUCUUCCAGACCACGUCUGUGAUCGGAGGUCUGCUGCUCGUGGUAGCGCUAGGCCCAGGCGGGGUCUCCAUGGACGAGAAGAAGAAGGAGUGGUGAGACUGGGUGGGCCUCCGCUGGCUCUCUCGCUCACUCUGUAGUGUGCACUUGGUAGUAGUUUUCUGUUGUUAUCCCAUAAAGCAAGCACGGUGCACUAUACAGGGAGUGAUGAGCCGUUUGAGUCGUGGCCGCUAGUCGAGGACCGCAGGAGCCAACCGCAUGACCCGCUCUUCACUUCUGCAGCCGAAGCACUAUCUCGUUUUCUCUUAUUUCAAUGUGUUCUCUUGGUCAACUUUUGUUUCUUCUGGCACUUUUAAAUCUUGUUUGUGUCAUAUUUAUUAUCACCAUGUGUGUCCAAAACCCAAUUAUACUUCUUAUCAAUAUAGCUUCCUCAUGAGUACUCUAGAGUAUAUUUCUCUUCCCCCUCACUGCUUCUUUAUUGUGGCACCGAUUUACAGUCCACCAACCAAAGAAACAUUCCAUCAUCAUUUUGUUCUCUCUUCAGAGGACUAUGGUGACUCUGGCGUGCUCGGAGCCAGUAGGAUGAACUGAUGAAUAUUAUUGGGACAUUUCUCGGCGAUCACAGUUUUUAUUUGAUAGCUUUGUAAGAGGUUUAGUACUGGGUCAUUGUGAUUGAUGGUUGUCUCUGGUCCCGGAGUAGUUCAUGAGCAUACAUUUAUUGCUGUGCCGAUAUUUAUACCACACUGGUUGACUUCUGUAGAACUCAUGUGUGUAUGGCAGCUGAUCCUGUUUACAGAUCAGGUGUUUUACAGAUGAACUGAGGUUGAGGUGUGGUUUAAUUUCUGUUAAUUAACAAAAGGGGUCAAUUAGAUAUGGAACACCCUUAAUGGCCUUUUAGAAUCUUAAUUAUGAUUUUCUCAUGUCAUUUCCAGUAUAAGUUUACUGAUGUUUUCUUGUCGGUAUAUGGCAUUGUUAAGUGUGAGUACUGUCUGUUGUCAGGUCACUUUAAAGUUUACAGUAGCUGAAUAAUAGUAUUUUUCAAAACAAGCACAGCAGGAAGUUCCACAAAUGAAACCCUGUGAUUUGUCACUCCGUGAUUUUCCUCUUUUUGUACAAAAAAGUGCAGAAAAAGUGGUUUUCUAAGUGUCUUAAAUAUGUUUUGACAUUUAUAAAGAGAAAAUGAAAAGAAAAAUGUUUUGUUUCAGUGAAAAAUUCUAUUGCCUUGUUGGUAGCUGUCUGUGCCUAGUCAUUUCAA
Electrophorus electricus (electric eel) is the source of this 2120-nucleotide messenger RNA. It is a transcript of the gene surf4l, whose product is annotated as surfeit 4, like. Lineage: Eukaryota; Metazoa; Chordata; Actinopteri; Gymnotiformes; Gymnotidae. The record is from RefSeq and is a predicted model, not a curated record. Gene Ontology annotation, cellular component: membrane; endoplasmic reticulum; endoplasmic reticulum-Golgi intermediate compartment. Gene Ontology annotation, biological process: Golgi organization.